AAAUCUCGAAAGAUGGCGCUAGCAUCGAUAUUUUUCCGGAUAUUGUUAGCUGUGGGUUAAACGUGCCAGUGGCGGAUAUUAUUGAUUUGUUUUGGAUGGCGCGAAGUGAUGCAAAACAAUAAUGCUUAUCGCGAAUUAUCGUCACGGAACAUAAAUGAUAACCUAAGUAAUUAUGUCAAAAAGAGGACUAGCUAGCGGUAGGACAGAAUAUUUAGAAAUUGGCGAAUUUAACUAUUCAUGGCCUGGAGAAAAUGGAACUCUUCAUGAUUUUGGUUCGGUGAAUUACACAAUGCCAUCAGGACCAUGGUACUGGCCCUGGUGUCCGCUAUGGAGAGUUCCACAGCACCCGCUUUUUCAGCUUUCCAAUAUGCUAUUCGUAGCAUCGUACUGCGCUCCGAGUACGAAGAAAGGGCAGCUUUGGAUGCACACCAUCUUGAUUUUCGCCUUCAUGCUAUACUCUAUCUGGGCCUGGCACGUCAUCUGCUCCCCUGACGCGUUCUCUUGGAAUUUCGGCUUCGUGUUCCUGAACUUGGCGCAGGUGGUGUACCUCGUGUAUGAGAUGCGGCCGGUCAAGUUUGAUCCGGAGCUGGAGGAAGUUUAUCAUACACUGUUUGAGCCUUUUAAGGUAUCGCGACUACAAUUCAAGCGAAUGGUGUCACCCGACUUUGCCCAUGUAAUGUCUCUCCAUGCAGGAGAGGCCUACGCCAUGCAGAACCUUACGAAGACCGACAGACUUGGCUUGUUGUUGGCUGGCAAGGUGAACGUAAUGAGCGGCCACCAGUUCCUCCAUCCGAUCCUGCCCUGCGAGUUUUUGGACUCCCCCGAGUUUGAAUCCAGUCGGGCGACUAUUGAUGAAAAAUUUAAGGUAUCCAUCGUAGCCGCAUCCUCCUGCCGCUACGUCUACUGGCAACGCAGCUCCCUAGAAUACCUCUUCGUCAAAGAGCCAUACCUGGCCUCCGUCAUAACAACCCUUAUAGCUCGAGACAUAACUACUAAGUUAUACGCGAUGAAUAACAAAAUUGUGACGGAUAGGGGCUCGCAUCUGGACAUACGGUUGCCGAGUAUAUCCCAUGCCUUAGCUAGAAGUCCUAGAAGAUUUAAAGUGGUAAAUCGGCCGCCGCCGCCGACCACAGUUCAACCAGUGCCACCGGAGAAACGACCAACCUGCUGGAUCCGCAACGACCGCGCCGACACCCGACGCGACGGCUCCGAGUACUCCGGCGACGAAGAACUAAUGCCCCUAGCGGAACACGAAGCCCCCGCGGCCUCAUCUGACGACCUGUCAGUCGCUGAAAGCUGUCCAGACACUUCCUCGAAGUACCAUAGCUGUGAGGCUGUGGAAACUGAUGAUGAAUUGCGACACUAGU
This is a messenger RNA of Cydia amplana, 1367 nucleotides long. RefSeq names its product popeye domain-containing protein 3-like. Gene Ontology annotation, molecular function: cAMP binding. The transcript is spliced from 8 exons. NCBI's taxonomy places the organism in Eukaryota, Metazoa, Arthropoda, Insecta, Lepidoptera, Tortricidae. The record is from RefSeq and is a predicted model, not a curated record. Gene Ontology annotation, biological process: striated muscle cell differentiation; regulation of membrane potential; heart development. Gene Ontology annotation, cellular component: sarcolemma. Bases 173 to 1366 code for a protein of 397 amino acids.